GAAUAGCAGCUUGGAUCCGUCUAGAGUAAGAGAGUCACACCACUUCCCUUUGAGAGUUUUUACAAAUGGCAACUAAUAUCUCUCUGCUGGAGGAACACCUGUCUUGUCCCAUUUGCUGUGGCAUAUUCAACAACCCUGUGGUGUUACAGUGCAGCCAUAGCUUCUGCCAUGGGUGUCUGCAAGAGUGCUGGCAGGACAUAGAGAGUGUGACCUGUCCGGUGUGUAGGAAAGAGUGUUCCACUGAGGAGCCCAGAGUGAGCCUUGCCUUGAAGGGACUCUGUGAAUCCAUACAGAGCAAGAGUGAGACGACCAUAGGAUCCCAGGACGUGUCAAGAUCCCAGGACGUGUCAGGAUCCCAGGAUGUCUCCGGAUCUCAGGACAUGUGCCUGCUACAUGAUGAGAAACUCAAAUUGUUCUGUUUUGAGGACAAGCAGCCCAUUUGUGUUGUUUGUCACACAUCCAAAGCACAUAAGGGCCAUGAGUGCUAUCCCAUUGAAGAGGCUGUUUCUGAACUGCAGGAUGAAAUCAAGGUUAUUCUGCUGAAAAGCAAAUGCCUGCUGGAGCCAGCCAAGGUGGAACAUAAAGCCCUGAUGGACCACAUAACGUACCAGGGACAAUGUGGAGAGGAAGCGAUAAGAGCCCAGUUUGUUAAACUACAGGAGUUUCUGGAGGAGGAGAAAGCUGCCAGGAUAGCUGCUCUGAGGAAAGAAGAAACGCAGAAAUAUGAAGUGAUAAGAGAAAGAAAUGACACUUUGACCAAGGAGAUGUCGUCCUAUUUAGAGACUUCUUCAGGAAUCAGUAAGGACAUGGAGAAUGACGAUGUCACCUUUCUGAAGAACUACAAGUCAAUACUAGACAGAGCAAAGAGCACCUCUCAGCACACACCUCAGCAGACUGAUCCAGGCAUGUUGAUUGAUAUGGCCCAACAUAUCGGAUCUCUAAAGUUCAAAAUCUGGACCAAGAUGACAGCACUUCUUGAACACAAUCCAGUCACAAUGGAUCCUAACACACUGUCCAAAAAACUCAUCCUCACUGAUGACCUCACCAGUGUGACAUAUAGUGAGAAGAACCAGGCAUGGCCAGAUGUUCCUGAGCGAAUGUUGGCAGGAGUCUUGGGAUCUGAGGGCUACAAUAAAGGCAGCCACUACUGGUUUGUGGAUGUUGGAGACAGUGACAACUGGACCUUAGGGGUGGUCAAGGAGUCAAUCACACGCAAAAAGUUGUUGAAAAUGGAUCCUGAGAGUGGACUGUGGAGCAUCAGGUUUGUCAGUGGGAAAUACAGGGCAGGUGUGAAAGCACGCUCGGAGAUACAUGUAGCAGAGCGCCCUCGUGUGAUCAGAGUACAGCUGAACUACGACAAAGGGGAGUUGAAGUUUUCAAAUCGGAUAUCCCAAGCAGAAUUAUACACUUUCAACAACAAGUUCACAGGGAAUGUGUACCCAUACUUUAAUACUAGCAGCCUUACAUGUCCACUGAAGCUUCAGAUAUUAGACUUGAGUUUUGGAGGCGUUCAACGUACAUACCUUACGAUAAGGGAAACCUGGAUGGCAGUCGCCAGACUCUCUCUCGCUGAGGUGGAUCUCUCCUGCCCCAUAUGUUGUGACAUCUUUAGGGACCCUGUGGUCCUCAAAUGCAGCCAUAGCUUCUGCGCCUCCUGCCUGCAGCAGUACUGGUCUGGGAAGGGGUCCUGUCGCGACUGCCCCCUCUGCAGGAGGGAGACUGUGGAAGAGCCUGUGGCCAGUCUGACCCUGAAGAACCUGUGUGAGUCCUACAUCCAGGAGAGUGAAGCCCAGGACUCAGCAGGCGAGCUGUACUGUGAACCAGGGGAGCUAUGUGCUCUCCAUGGGGAAAGGCUCAAGCUCUUCUGCUUGCAGGACAAAGCGCCAAUCUGUGUGGUGUGCCACACCUCCAGGAAGCACAAACAACACGAGUGCUGCCCUGUCAACGAGGCUAUCGUCGAAAUGAAGGAGAAGAUCACGUUUGCUCUCACCUCUCUGCAAGAGAAGAGGGAAUCUUUUGACAAAAUGAAGCAAAGCUACGAGAACAUAAUGACACACCUUCAGGCCCAGGCCUACUUUGUGGAGAGGAGAACCCACGAGGAGUUUGAGAAGCUCCAUCAGUUCCUCAAGGCAGAGGAGGAGGCUAGGAUGGCCUCACUGAAGGAGGAGGAGGAGAGCAAGACAGAGAGAAUGAGGCAGAAGAUUGAGGAGGUGAACAAUAACAUAGCCUCUCUCUCUGACACGAUAAGAUCCCUCGAAGCAGAGAUGGCCUUGGAGGACAUCUCCCUCUUGCAUAAAUACAAGAAGACUAUGUCAAGUGCUCAGUGUACACUACAGGAACCAAUUGUGGAUCAGGGAUGCCUCAUAGAUGUGGCCAAGUACCUUGGUUCUCUUAAGUAUAUGGUAUGGGAGAGAAUGCGUGGGAUCAUUAAAUACACACCUGUGACCCUUGACCCCAACACAGCUGCUCCGUGGCUCCUCCUAUCAGAAGACCUCACGAGUGUGAGAGACAGUGAUGACAAACAGAUGCUUCCGGAAAACCCAGAGAGGUUUGACCCUGAUACUGGCGUUCUGGGCCACGAGGGCUUCACCUCAGGAAAACACACCUGGGAUGUAGAGGUUGGGGAGAACAGCGCCUGGGUCCUGGGUGUGGCCAAAGAAUCUGUCCUGAGGAAGGAAAAAGUAUCCUCAGUGCUGAAAAAUGGCUACUUAUCUGUUUACUUUUACCACAAGAUGUAUUUUGCAGGAACCUCCCCCCUAACACGUCUUAACCUGAAGAAGAAGCCUCAGAGAAUCAGGGUGCAGGUGGAUUGUGAGAGGGGGAGAGUGUCUUUCUCUGAUCCGGCAGACAACUCCAACAUCUACACAUUCAAACAUGUCUUUUCUGAAAGGGUCUUCCCCUACUUCUGGGUUGGAUGUAAACAGUGUCCUCUCAGGAUUGAGCCACUAGAGGUCUCUGUAAAAACGAUUGAUUGUAGUUGAGAAUCUCAAUUAAUAAUAUAUUUUUCUUUUGAAGUAUAAUUGAUUUAGUACUUAAAUAAUAUAAGACAGCACUUACACAUAUUCUGAGAUUCUAUUCAAUUAUUAAUUGCAUGUCACUACACUUAAGAUUGUAUUUUUCGAUUGUUAUUUUGUUUUGUUUCAGAUACUAUAAUUGUGACAAUUAGUAACUGUUUGUUGUUGGAGCAAGAAUAAAAGCAUGUCAACUAAA
This is a messenger RNA of Osmerus eperlanus (European smelt), 3210 nucleotides long. RefSeq names its product tripartite motif containing 35-14 (gene trim35-14). The record is from RefSeq and is a predicted model, not a curated record. Gene Ontology annotation, molecular function: ubiquitin protein ligase activity; zinc ion binding; protein binding. The transcript is spliced from 12 exons. Lineage: Eukaryota; Metazoa; Chordata; Actinopteri; Osmeriformes; Osmeridae. Gene Ontology annotation, cellular component: cytoplasm. The coding region runs from base 66 to 2981 and encodes 971 amino acids. Gene Ontology annotation, biological process: protein ubiquitination.